Molecule: messenger RNA, 3079 nt
Organism: Oryzias melastigma (Indian medaka)
Lineage: Eukaryota; Metazoa; Chordata; Actinopteri; Beloniformes; Adrianichthyidae
Product: gastrula zinc finger protein XlCGF57.1-like
Exons: 2
Coding region: 261-1673 (470 amino acids)
Biological process (GO): regulation of transcription by RNA polymerase II
Molecular function (GO): RNA polymerase II cis-regulatory region sequence-specific DNA binding; DNA-binding transcription factor activity
Source: RefSeq, a predicted model, not a curated record
UCUGCUGGAAACCACAGCUUCAGCUCCACCACAUAGUCCUCCCCCAGCAUUGGUUGAUAAAAGAGCAAGAGGAAGAUCUCUGCAACCAGCAGAGGAACUUCCGAGUGGCACAGAAUGAUCCAGAACCUACACAGACAAAAGAGGAACUGGGGGAACCAGAACUUCAACAGAGAGAAGAGGAGCAGGAAGAACGAGAACCCCAACAGACUGAGGAGAAGGAGGAACCACAAACUAUACAGAUUAAGGAGACUUGUACCUUGAUGGAGAUUUCUACUUUUGAGGGACAUGUUUUUACAGAAUCAGAUGGAAACAAUCAGCAGAGCUUUACUGUAACUGAUAGUCAGGAUGAAGAAGGAAACCAACAUGAAGAAUCAACUCCAGAUGAAGAGAUAGAGCCACAGAAAGGAGAUCAGAGGAAGAGAAGAGACAGAAGUUAUGUCCAAAGUGUGGGUGGCUCUCACAGUCAGUGUGACUUCAAUGUUCAAGACAAGUUCAAGAAAGCAACUUUGGUUAAGAAAACCAAACAAUCCCCAAAAGAAAAGAGACUGUUGCAUAUAAAUUAUAGUAAAGGAACAAGAACUGUUCAUAAUAUGUCUGCUCACAUGAAAACUAAGUCUGAUGAAGGACCUUAUGUCUGUAAAGAAUGUGGUAAAAAUUUUGGCUCGUGGUUCAAAUUUAGAACUCACAUUACAACUCACACAAGAGAGAAGACUUUUUCUUGUAAAGAAUGUGAUAAACAUUUUAGCCUUUUAUCUUAUCUCAAAACACACAUGAGAACUCACGGUGGAGAGAAACCUCUUUGUGGUAAAGAAUCUGAUAGGAGUACUAAGCAAAGAACUUCCCUCAAAGCACACAUGAGAACUUGUAUAGAAGACAAGCUUUUUACGUGUAAAGAAUGUGACAGAAGUUUUAGUCGAAUAUAUAAUCUCAAAUCACACAUGAGAACUCAUACAGGAGAGAAGCCUUUUACGUGUAAAGAAUGUGAUAGAAGUUUUAGAAAUACUUCUCAUCUCAAAUCACACAUGAGUACUCAUACAGGAGAGAAGCCUUUUACGUGUAAAGAAUGUGACAGAAGUUUUAGACGAAUAUAUCAUCUCAAAGAACACAUGAGUACUCAUACAGGAGAGAAGCCUUUUUUGUGUAAAGUAUGUGAUAGAAGUUUUAGAAAUAUUUAUCAUCUCAAAUCACACAUGAGAACUCAUACAGGAGAGAAGCCUUUUACAUGUAAAGAAUGUGACAGAAGUUUUAGUCGAGUUUGUAAUCUCAAAAAACACAUGAGAACUCAUACAGGAGAGAAGCCUUUUACGUGUCAAGAAUGUGACAGAAGUUUUAGUCAAAUAUCUCAUCUCAAAUCACACAUGAGAACUCAUACAGGAGAGAAGCCUUUUACGUGUAAAGAAUGUGACAGAAGUUUUAGUCAAAUAUCUCAUCUCAAAACACACAUGAGAACUCAUACAGGAGAGAAGCCUUUUACGUGUAAAGAAUGUGACAGAAGUUUUAGUCAGAUAAGUAGUCUCAAAGAACACAUGAGAACUCAUACAGGAGAGAAGCCUUUUACGUGUAAAGAAUGUGACAGAAGUUUUAGUCGAACAUCUAAUCUCAAAAGACACAUGACAAUUCAUACUGGAGAGAAGCCUUUUACACGUAAAGAAUGUGAUACGGAUUUUUGUUAAUCAUCUCAUCCUAAACAUUAGAACUCACACAGGGGAGAAGCCCUUUUUUUGUAAAGAGUGUCAAUAACAUUUUAGUCAUAUGCAUAGUCUCAAAUACACAUGAGAACUCAUACACGAGAGAAGCCUUUUUCUUGUAAAGAAUGUGACAAACGUUAUAGUCAAACAGUCUCAAAACACACAUGAGAACUCACAGAGGAGAGAGGCCUUUCCCUUGUACAGAAUGUGAUUAAAGUUUUAGACGGCUAGCUAAUCUCAAAAUACACAUAAGAACUCGUACAGGAGAGAAGCCUUUUUUUAGACAAACAUUUUAAUUAGCAGUGAAGUUAAAAUUUACAACUUAAAGAAAAGGAAAAUUCACAGCAAGUAUGAGGAAGAGAAGAAAGUAAUUUAUAUAAAAAAUUGAAUUUUUUUUUUAAAAUAUUCUUUUCCUUUUUUAAAAGAAAGAAUAAUUUUCCUAAGAUUUUAAAUAUGUAACCCAUUUUUUGGUGAUCUUAUUUAAGAGGUAAUGAAAACACAAGGUUUUCCUUCUCAUAAAUUUGAAUUUAAAACAUGAAUAAAUAUUCAAAACUCUAGAGGGCCCACGCAAAUCUGCUAAAUAACUCCCAACAGUUGCUGAGCCUUAAAAGAGCCUAUAUCGUGAAAAAUCCCCUUUUUAGAGCUUUUAAGUAUAUAAUAAUGUUAUUCCCUCACACAAAAAACACUAGCAAAGCAGUAUGUUGCUCGAUUUAUCUCUGAGCAAUGCUCUUCAACCUUGCUCUCUGAGUACCCAGCCCAAACCCUGAAAUGACUGGGUCUUCAUAUUCAUACAUAUGAAUGUGGGGGAGCAGGAAGUGUGUGCACCCAGCACCCCCCUCAUGCUAAACACCUUUAAAACUUCUGGAAUUUAAAACUUCUUUUCAGAAGUGGUUCUGCUAGCACCUUUUCUGCACAGACAGCAAAGGCUCGCUCGGCCCACAAAGAGCGAAGGUGGUGCCUCAGUGAGUGAACUUUCUUGCAGUCAAGAAGAAAAAGGAGUUUGCAGAAAUAUAGCAUUCCCCUUUAUUCCCUGGGAUAAGGGACCGAGACAUCUGCGAGUGGGUGGGGUGGGGGGGGGUCACCGUUUUCUUUAUAUCCGUUCCCCUCUUGGGAAAUUCCUACCACACCUUUAGGAACAAAAGUUACAUAGAAGCAUCUUGAGUCGUCUUAGUUUUUGUGAUGAACUGGAGAAGUCACAUGAUAGAAACAUUUUAUAAAUACGUGAAUUGAUGAAUACUGAAAAGCGAAUAAGCAGGGCAACACAGUAACUCAUUUACAUUUUUAGAUUUAGAUUUAUUUCAAACAUGUAAAGAAAAAAAUACAAAGCAUAAAACACAGAAAAAAACCCCAAAAAAACAAUACAAUCUCCAUUUGUAAAGAAAAAGUCACAA